AUGGCAGCAGUACUCGUUCAGCACGUCGCCGCGGUGUUGUCACACGCGCUGGGGUAUGGCAAGGAGAUCGCCUGCUUCUUGCUGCAAGCGCGGGCAGACAACAACAAGGCAUCCGAGAACGUGCAAGCCACGCCUCUGCAUGAGGCAUCCUACCACGGCCACCUUGAGAUCGUGCGCCUGUUGGUGGAUUCUGGAGCCGACAAGGAUCAGGCCAACGCCUCAGGCACCACCCCACUUAGCCAUGCCUGCCGCUUUGGGCAUGUGGACAUCUGCCGCUUCUUGGUGCAGGCGAGGGCGGACCUGAACAAGCCUGACCAUCUGGGUGACACUCCCCUCUUGCGGGCUUCAGGCCACGGCCACCUCGAGAUUGUCAGCUUCUUGGUGGAAGCAGGCGCAGAUGUUCCCGACGAUGCGGCCGCCUGCAAGGUCGCGGCAGCCGAAGCAGUGGACAAAAAGGCAUGCUUCGUCCGAGGCGCUGGUGCUGCGGCCCCGCUUGGCUCCUGGGCUGAAUCCUCCUUUGAGGUGCUGACCAACGCCUCCGACGAGGGCCUGGAGCUGGACCUCAAACAAAGCUUCCCGGCGCCACUUCCGGCGGGCCAGUCCAUGGUGCAUCACUGGCCAGUCUCAGCUGGGGACUCCGACGCGCCAACCUGUGUCGUGCGGUUUCGGCCAACCUCGUCCGCUUCCUACGCGUGGUCCGGCAAAGUGCUCUGCGGUGAUGCCACCGCAGGCGGCACAUCUUUCGCGAUUCCUACAGGCCAGAUGGCCCUGCCAAAGAAGGCCGGCAAGCAGAUUGCCGAGAUGUGGACCGUCGAGGUGUCCCCUGCUCGCGGCGCGGUGGCCGUAACCUUCCGGAAGCACUCGGCUUUUGUCGCUGCCAACCGCUCCACUCACAUGCGUGCCUGCAUGGAAUUGCGUCCGAGGGGCCUAGAGGCCUGCCUCAGCAACUUCAUCGUGCGGUCUGGGGAGGACGUCGAGUAUGGCUGGUCCGAGCCACAUCAGGAUGGGCCAAAGACGAGCCACAGCGUCGACAUCUUCUUGCACGUGAACGGGUACAAUGGCCAGCAGACGAAGAAGAUUGAGGUCCCUGACGUCCGACGUACCCAGCACCUGAACCACCGAGAGCUGGGCCUGACACUGACUCUGGGUCAGACAGGAACUGGCUCCAUGCUGAUGCUGGAAGAUCUGAAGGAGGUCCGACGCUCCGGGCAAGAGAGCCCGCCCAAGGCUGCGGCGAACCUGGGCCCGAGCUCCACGAUGCACCUCGAGGUCAAGAUCAGCAAAGCGGGCAUCUCCAUUAUCGAGGAGAAGCCUCCACCAGGCGAGCUCCGCCCCCGGGAGCUGUUGUUCUGCAACCUCGACCUGGUGCGCGUUGACUGGCAGAAGGACUAUCAGGCUCAGACGCUGAAGCUCGCCAUCUCGGGUGCGCAGGUGGAUUGUCAACUUCCGGGCCGCAGCGACGGCGAGGCGGAGUGGGGAGAGAGGGCGUUCUGGCAGAUGCCCAAAUUUUUUUCUGGGCCACCUCGGGAGAAUUCUGUGCUUGCAGAUGUGCUCAAGCUCUGGGUAUCAGGGACAGGCUGUGACAGAGCCAUGAACAUGGAGCAGCCGUUCAGCCGGCAAUUGGAUACCCUCCUGGCAAACGUGAGAGAGGAUAUCCUGCAGCAGCAUGAGCACCACAUGACUGUCCAAAGACUUCGCAUGCGGGCCUUGGUCAGCAAGUCCGCGGAGUUUUCGUUCCGCUUGGAUAGGCCGCCUGAUGUGAUCCGGGCACCAGGUCCCUGGAGGAAGUUGCAGCCUUGGGACUCGGAGCAAUCCUGCAGAAGCUCCACUCGCUCAAGGGGCUCCAAAGAGAGGCUGGCUGCACGCCCUCACGAAGAAGGCCCUACAUUGAAGGUCACUGAGCGCGUGUCAGCAGCGGAUGUGAACGAAGUGGAGAGCCUCGAGCUUGCGCCCGAGCGCCAUCCGGUUCCAGCGCUGGGAGAUCAACCCAAGAAACUUUUCGCCAGUGCCUUCACCAAGCCCGAAAACCCUUCAAUCGAUACCCAGGAAGGCUCGUUCCGUAGCCUCGCCGGCGAUGACUUUGGCAGACAGACAUCCAUGGAAUCCAUUGAAGAAUCUGGAGAGUACGUGGAGGCCACUGCAUCAAUUCCAACCAUUCCUGGCUUGACAGAUGCGGAAGACGAGAAGAAGUUGCAGACGGGAGAUGAGAAAUCAGCUACAUUCAAGGCCAUGCGGCGCGAAUCGGAGGAGAGCAAACGGGGCUUCGAUAGCAAUGGAUCUUUGCCAUCCUUCUUCAAAGCGCCAGCGACCGGAACCUCGCAGUGGAAGGUUUUUCUGCAAGACAGCGAGUCGAGCCUUUCAGCGAACCGCUUCGCCAGGGUGUGGAACCUGUUCAUCCUUCUCACCGUCUUUUUCUCCUUGACGCAGGCCAUCGAGUCACCCGUGCUUGCAGGCGAGGCUGUGGGCUAUGUGGAGGUGGUUAUCGAGACGCUCUUCUUUAUCGAGCUCUUGGCCCAUGUUGUGCUGGAGGUUCACAAGGUAGCUCUUUUCCGAGAUCCUCAUUGCUAUAUUGACACGGCAGCUGUGCUGCCGAUCAUUCUACGGGUUGAGGCGGGCUUCUCCUUGCCUGCUCUCACGGAGCGGCCCUUCAGUCACUACGUUUUGGUUGGCGUUGUUCCCACGAUGCGUCUGCUGAAGCUGACGCGCAGAUUUGGCAAACUCAGCUUGGUCUCGCACGCGCUCAGCACCACGGGAGAUGCAUUGAAGUUGCUGCUUUUUCUCAUAUCAGUGAUCGUGUUAAGCUUCUCUACUUUGAUGUACAUCGUCGAGCACCCCGACAAUGUCGACUCCUUGAGCACUGCUAUGUGGAUUUGCACUGUCACUGUGACAACGGUCGGGUAUGGAGACGUCACUCCUACGACGAAUUUAGGGCGGAUGCUCGCAGGGGUCCUUUGCUUUCUGUCCGUCCUUUUCAUGGCCAUGCCCAUCUCGGUCCUCGGAAAUGCCAUGACACAUGCUUGGGCAGACCGAAGCCGCAUUCUGUUGAUGACCCGGACGCGCCAACGACUCAAGAGCUAUGGCUAUGAAGCUAGUGACAUGCCGUCGCUUUUCCGUAAGUUUGAUAGCAACGGCAAUGGCGAGCUCACGAUGGAUGAGUUCUGUGACAUGAUCUCAAAGAUGAAUGUUGGCAUUCGGCCAUCAGAGGCUGAGGAGUUGUUCGAGCUCUUCGACGCAGAUGCGAGUGGAGGUAUUGAUGACAGAGAAUUCAUGAAGGCCUUGUUCCCUGAUGACUAUCGCAGACUCUAUAUGAGAACCACGACCAUAGCGCCCAUCGUGCUCAUCAGCGGCAGCGAUGAGGGCCCAUUAAAGGCGGCCCUUCGCCGUGGCGACGAGGUGAGCAGCCAGCUCCAGGAGUGGCCUGCCGUCGUUUUGGCCAACCGGGGAGAAGGCGACAAGGCCUUCCUGGUGCUGGAGCUGAAGCGCGGAGUGUCGUCUUCGGGUGACUAUUUGUUGCCUUUUGUGAAGAUUGCGAUGGAUUCCGUAGAUUUGACCAUUGAUGAUGGCUGGCUGGAUCCACUCCAGUCCUGGGCGGACCAGUUUCGAAGUGGCGCCUCGAUGCGUCGAGGCUUCCGAUUCGCAGAUGUGUCCAAAGUGGCGGGACGGCCGAUUCUGGAAGGCUACGAGCCGCCGCCCCUUCCGGCUGUCGUCCAGGUGGACAACUUCUUCAUCUCAAAGGUCGAGUUUACUGUCUGGUGCGCGCUGAAGCUCCGCACGGUGCGGUUCCUCCCGCAGUGGAUACGCACAGCCAUCCGAAUGCUGUCCUUCUCUGGUCAGCUCACCCUCGACUGCGUUGAUCUGAAGCUGCCGGAGCGGAACAUCCCUCCGCACCGCGGCUCCCUCAAUGACUUCAUCCGCGGGCUGGGCGCAAUGUAUGCAAUGAAUCUGCUCAGCCAUGCUGGGGCCGUGCUGGGAAAGAGCUCUGUUCUGAACCUGCCACGCGUGCCGCUGAGGAUCCUGAUGACCGGGAGCAGCUAUGUGACUGAUUCGUUCUCCUUGAUGACUGGCGAGGCUGCCUCGUUGCUCAGCACCCUGACGCUGGAUGAGGAGUACAUUGCCCGUCAGAGGCAGAUCCGAAACGCCAAGCAGAUCGAGAGCAUCCAAGAUGGACUGGCUGAAGCCGGAAAGUCUUUGCAAGAAGGAAUGGAGGGCCUGGCAGACAUCGUCCGGGAGCCGAUGAAGGGCGCUGAGCAGGAUGGCGUUGCAGGCUUCUUCGCCGGGUUGGGCAAAGGCCUCGUGGGCUCCUUCGUGAAGCCGGUUUCCAACGUUGGCAUCGCUAUCCGUGACGUGGGAUCAGGCAUUGCAAGCACCAUCAAUCCGGACACCAAUGCCACGAAGCGCCGGCGGCGGCGCUUCCGUGAGAGGCAGCCCCGCCUGCUCUUCGGGAAGCUGGGUGUCGUUCGCCCCUGGUGUGAACUGGAGGCGCAGCUCAACAAGCAGAUCGGUGAGCUGCUGGUGUAUGGUAUCGAGGAGGUGAUACCACUGACGUCUGGCACGAGGACGAAGAAGCUGGUCCUCUGCCUCUACCCAGAGCGAAUGAUGAUCGUGGAGCUGAGGUUUGGGGAUCCUCGUGGCGGCCACGAGGCAAUGUCGUCUACCAGUGCGGCGGCGUUGGAUCGUGAUGAGGCCGUUGACAUCUUCCAAGCGGUGGAUGAGUCGGCGGUAAAGAUCGCGUCUCAAGUCCUCAAGCCAAUCAACGCGGCGGUUUAUUGCUGCGAUGGCAUUCAGCACAGCCUCACUGGCCAAGGGGGCGAGGCGUUGGUCGGUCCAGACCCCGAGGUAUUGCGGCGAGCGAUCCGGGGGGAGUGCCACUUCAAGAACAUCCGGGACAUCCAGACUUCAGCUGCGGGAGGCUUCCAGAUGCAGCUUGAGGAUAACCAAGGCAACACAUACGUGCUGCCAAUGUCGGCGGCUGGCUUCUCCCAACAGGCUUGGGACGCACUGCUGGAAGGCCUCACUGCUGCUGUGAAGAGUCCGCAAGGCAUCGCGAACUGGGACGACCUGUCAGCUGCUUUGCACGAGGAUCGCACCCGCGGCAAGGAGCAGGAGCGGCAGCCUCUGGGAAAUGGCAAGUCAGGCGGCGGCGUGGGGCAACGAGUCCUGGAGGUGUUCGAGGUGGAGCGCUUCAACGUGGUCUCCAAACGUUGGCUGACGCCUUUCCUCCCGGUGGACACGGAGAUGAGCUGGAGGUGGUUGGACUCCACCGGAUACCGGCACCCUCACCUUGUUCCGACGACUUCUGAGGAGUGCGCCAAGCGGACCCAGCCUCCGAUCGAGCUUGACCGGGGCCUGUACCAGCCGACUACGACCUGGCGGGUGGACAAGCACGCAGGUACGGACGAUGAGGGCUGGAUGUAUGGUAAUGGCAUGGCCUGGAACGUCUCCACCUGGGAGGCAAAGGCCGGUACGUUCGACUUCUUCCGGCGGCGCCGCUGGACCCGGACCUACACGUGA
Messenger RNA from Symbiodinium natans, 5511 nucleotides. Lineage: Eukaryota; Dinophyceae; Suessiales; Symbiodiniaceae. The record is from the annotation of a GenBank genome assembly.